CUACAGUAUCAGUAGUGUAAGCAUGUGAGAGGGGGUGGAUCAGAGUGAGACAGAGGAGGAAGAGAGAGAUAGAGGGAGGAUAAGCGAGAUGUCAGCAGUAGCUGUAGCCGAUAAGCAGGAGAGAAAAGAAAGAGGAGAUUUUCUUUAGGUUCAGACGAGAAGAGAGAAUAUCACUACUGUCUUUUUAAAACAAGCCAUAUAAUCUACUGCAGAGAGAGAGAGAGAGAGAGAGAGAGAGAGAGAGAGAUGCAGCUACCAGCCUUACUCGUGUGGGUGUGUGUGUGAAAGUGUGUGUGUGUGUGUGAAAGUGUGUGUGACAAAAACAGCAGCAUCAGAGAGGGAAGAAUCCAAGCAACAGCAGAGGAAAGCUGCAGCUGGUACACCGGCAUCUCCCACACACACACACACACACACACACACACAGAGUGUGUAAGAAGGUUUGUGUAGGAUGAACAGAUGAGAGGUGUGGAUGGUUCUCCAGAGCUGCAUUUUGAUGGGGAGGGGGUCGACAAGCAUCAAUAAGCAGAACAAGUCGUCUCUUCUCUUCCUCCAAAGAUGGACAUCUUCCUCUCUCCAGUCAUUCUCCUCUUCCUCACCCAUGUGUGUGAUGCUUCUGGGCUGCACAGUCACUGCUGCGCCGCCGUCAGCGUGUGUGUGGAGGAAGAUCACGCUGUAUGCUGUUGAGAAGAGGUCGUGCGUGCUAACACACACACACACACACACACACACACACACACACACACACACACACACACACACACAACCGACUACAAACAGGUCUUUGGGAAUCUAAUCACAGACAGUGAUCCCUCUCUCUGUACUAAAAGAUGGAUGGCAGUGAGGAUGAAGGUGUGCGCUUUUUACACUAUGUAGAGGACAUUGGCUUGAGGGCCUACGAUGAGCUAGUGAUCCAGAACGCGUCCGAUAUUGCACGUGAGAGCGACCGAGUGCGCAACCGCCAGCACUGGGCUUACCUUCAGGACCAAAGCCAGAAGAAGAGGCGUCAGGAGGAGGCUAUCAAGAGGAUGGGCGAGGAGGUGGCCGGAGUGGCAGAUGGAGGAGCUUACACGGGAAAACACUUCCGCAUGGGUUUCAUGACAAUGCCGGCUCCUCAGGACCGGCUUGCGGCACCGAGCGGGCCCGGGUUCACCGUACGCUCACAGUCUCUGCACUCGGUGGGAGGCAGUGAGGAUGAAGGGGGCAGCCCGACCCUACGGAAACAACCUCCACCCAAACCAAAACGCGACCCCAACACCAAACUGAGCACCUCGUCUGAAACGGUCAACACCACCCUCACCACAGGCAAGGACAUGAGGGACAUGGAGAAGAGUGACGAUUUAUUUUCUGCAGCAUUCAAGAGUCGUCCAUGCAGUGAGGAAUAUCGCCGCAUGCCUCCGCCCAAACCUAAGCGCAACCCCAACACUCAGCUUAGCACCUCUUUCGAUGAGUCCUACAUCCAAAACCAUGGCAGCAAAUUCAAGUCUGCUUCUUUACCCAGACAACAAAAAAAGAAGUCAAUGUCCCAGAAUCAAAGCCCAGCCUUGGACACUGAUGAGGAAGUGGAACCUGUCUACAUAGAGAUGGUGGGAAACAUCCUACGUGACUUUAGCCAAUUUACUGGAGGCAACGCUGAUGAAGAGGACGAUCAGGGAGAGAGCGUGUAUGAGGAGAUGAAAUACCCCUCCUACGAAGAAGCUGCCCUUUCAAAUGAGCAUUUCCAGGCACGCUUGGAGUCAAGCCUUACUCCUGCGGUUUCGGAUGUAGACCUAACACGAUCGUCACUCCCUCGUGCCUCACUUUGUGACAUACCUGCCCCCUUUCCUAACUUACUGACUCACAGGCCUCCCCUGUUGGUGUUCCCCCCUGCACCUGCACAGUGCUCCCCUAACUCAGAUGAAUCCCCCCUUACUCCUCUGGAUGUCACCAAACUUCCUAUGAUUGAGAACGUUGUCUUUGGCAAACCUGGUUCUUCCCCAACAACAGGUGAUCCUGGACAACCCUUGCCAGCACAGCAGGCUUUGGGUCAACAGCAUCAUCACCAUCAACAUCAUCAUCAUCACCAUAAGAAGUCAAUAGACAGUAAAGAAUCUUCAUCCACUCAUACGAUCACAGUGUCUGGACGUUCCUCGGCUCCACCUCUACCUUCAGCACUAUACAAAAGCGGUGGUUCCUCAGCGGCUCACGGUUACCCUCGCAGCCACUCCGCCUGUCCAUCUCCUAUCAGCAUGGGUCGCUCUUUGACCCCCCUCAGCCUCAAACGUCCUCCGCCGUACGACGCUCUGAUGACUGGCACGAUUCCCCGCAGUGCCUCCGGAGUGUCGCACGGCUCCCACGAGAGCGGACGGCUUUCAAACUCCUCCAGCAUCCACGGUGGGUCCAUGCAAAAUGUUUCCACUGCAUCAGGGGGAUCAGGGGGGUCUAGUUCGGGGUCAGGAGGCCGUGGCUGUCGAACACCGACUAGUCCGCUGGAUGAACUCAGCAACUUGUUAUCGUCUAGCAAGAACAUGCUGAGGAAAGGCUCUGGAGGACGCAAGAACAAGGAGCUCAGCGAGAUUGAAGGGAAGACCAGGAGCCACAGCAUUGACAGUAAAGAUCGUGCUCUUCGUAGCUCGUCCCCAAAAGUGCAGGACUGGGACACGCCCUCAGGACAAUCUGCUACGCCCACGCGUCUAGGCCGUUCCUCCAUCAGCCCAACCACUAUGCUGGGGGGCGGAGCCUCAGAACCGAAAGCCGCCUGUAAGCUCGGCCGUUCUGCCUCCACUUCAGGAGUGCCGUCUCCAGCUGGAACGCCCCAGAGACACGCCCCUGAGUCCUCAGCCAAUCAGAGUGGGAGCCCAUGCCAGAUGCCCCCGGUGCCAUGGGCAUGCGGGGACAACACCAUGAUGGAGAUGAUCGAAAAGAAACGGCAUCUUUGCAACGAGAUCAAGGCAAGGCAGAAACCAGACAAAGCUCUGUGCAAACAAGACAGCAUGCCCAUCCUGCCCAGCUGGAAAAAGACCAACGGGGGCAAAAAAUACGGCCCUCCACCCUACUCCACCCAAACCACAGUCUUCUGGGACACGGCCAUCUAACAUGAGGAAACGAGCGAUAAUCAGCUUUCAGGAAUCCGGUCUGCAGAUGCUGGAACAGUGUGGCGAAGAGGGGCGUGGUCAAACCAACAGUGGCUGAUUAGCCAAUAGGAACAAAGGGAAUUUAUUUAAAAUUCUGUAGCAAAUCAACUUAAAUCUGAGGGGUUUAGAUUUAAGUGUCCUUGGUUUCUUAGCACUGUUUGUAUUUCAUAUUUUUAUAUGGAGGAAAUGAAGCGGUGAAACGACGCUCGGUGCCGUUUGAGCUUCUCUAAAGCAGAAAGUCGAGUGGAAACAAUCAGCCAUGUGAUGAUAUGCAGCCCCUUAAAGAUGGUGCUGAUCUCUCUUCAAAUCGAACUCGGCCGCUUCGACGCCUGCUCCCUCUGGUGCUUUUGGACUCUUUAGUUUUCUGCUCAAAAGGACAACGCCGACUCUGUGGAGAACAAACCUGUGAAAUGGCUGAGAAUAGAUGGAUGUAAAAGCCUGUGCACAUGUUAACUUGACUUCAUAUCAUCCCUUUAAGUUAUUUCAGGUUUACUACAUCGGAGCCAGGUUCACUCCAACCUCUAGGGAAGAGCCAUAUUUCUGUGUUCAGCCGCUCCGGAAUUACGGAUGAACCAGAAUCAUGACUUUGAACCACUUGCCUAACAGAAGAUGAGAUCUUCACUGUACGCCUGAGUGAUGCACAUCCUGACAGAUUCAUCCAUGUGAUACUGAAUCAAACAGAAGUGAAUUAAACGAGUGUGAGUUUGUCCUCUGUGGUGUGUAGAAUGACUUUAUGUGUCACUGAUAGAUGAAAAUCGUGAAUCAAUACAACAACGUUUGUGUCAUUCAGUCACAGUCAUCGGAACCUUCACGCGUUUCUCAGUGAUCAGCAUGAACACACUCUGUCCUGUGAUUAUUUAUUUCUUUAUUUAUUUCUUUAUUUUGCACUGCUGAAGGCAAGUCUUGAUGUCAGUUUACACAUCUGAUUGCUCAGGUGUAACAAUGCCACACCCCUUAAAGAUGGUGGCAGUGAAACAGAAAGCCCCUCCCCUUUGUGCCAGCCACACCCAAUUAACCCUGUUCUCCUUUAUUAUUUUUAGUGCACACGAUUCCUCGUGAGUCCACUUACAGAGCUGACAUCCAUGCAAAACAUGUUGCCUUUCAAGACCUGGGUUCACUGUGACUUAAAGUGGUGGCAGAUUUAGGGAGGGGCUAAAAGGUCAAAGGUGAGCUGUGCGGUUCUGUUUAGAAGAAUUAUGACAGAAGUGGAAGCAGUUGUUCAUGUACAUGGUUCUGGACAUAUCUAGGGUCGGUUCAUUGUUCUGCUCUUAGUGCGUUUUAACAUAAAAACAAACCUAAAUUACAAGUGAAGCGUGUUUAAUUCCAGGAGCUAAUACCAGACUAAUAAAGAUUAAUAUUAAAUACAUAAAUAGGGCUAAAAGAUGGGGCUUUUGUUUCAUCUCAGACAUCACAGGAGACUUCUUAAUGAAGUUUUAUUUUCUUUAUGAACGCGCUAAAGCAGAGAGAAUUUGCAGGAAAAUGCAAAAACAAAACUAAUUAAAAUGGUGAACUGAAAUAAUGACAAAAACAUACUGCAAACAUAUUAGAAUUUUAUUAACAAAAGUUAAGUAUCUUGUAGAAACAUUAAAGGUGGGGUCUCCGUUGUUUGCAAGCCAAUUGUUGUGAUAUUUGAAUUCACCAAAACAAACACGCCCCUAACCCAAACGGGUCCCACCCCUGUAUUGAUAGCUCCGCCCACACAUACAUACGUAACCCAGGCAAGUAACGGAAAGAAAUGUGUCUUUAUCAUAGCUGAAGUGAAGAACAAUACGAUUGUAGAUAAACAAACAAGCAAAAAUGACACACAAGCAUAAUCAUGUAAAGGACAAAGACAUAUUAGUUCUGUGUAACAAAACAAAACCAACGUUACUCACCUAUCGAGAAGGAAAAAAGCGCCUCGGCGUCUUAAGUA
Messenger RNA from Tachysurus vachellii, 5022 nucleotides. RefSeq names its product neuronal tyrosine-phosphorylated phosphoinositide-3-kinase adaptor 2a (gene nyap2a). The transcript has 9 exons. Gene Ontology annotation, biological process: neuron projection morphogenesis; phosphatidylinositol 3-kinase/protein kinase B signal transduction. NCBI's taxonomy places the organism in Eukaryota, Metazoa, Chordata, Actinopteri, Siluriformes, Bagridae. The coding region runs from base 828 to 3071 and encodes 747 amino acids. The record is from RefSeq and is a predicted model, not a curated record.